GGCAGACCCCCGCCCCUCCUGGCGGGGCGUGGAACGGGCCUUCCCUCCGGGGGAAACGAUGGCCUCUGGGAACACAACGGUGUUGUCCUGAGGGCGGCCUGUUGCCUUGUCUCCGUGCGAUACAGUGAUUUCACUAGCUCGAUUGAUUAUAUUGGGGCGACUACAUCUCGUACAAAUGCCCCGGUCACACUUGCGGUGGAGGACAUCUCAACUUUCACCCCCUCCGGUACAUUUCAGCAUCAAAACUAGGAAAAAUAAGAAGGAAUGGCUGUGGAGGAACUUCAUUCCAUAAUAAAGAGAUGUCAAAUCCUAGAAGAGCGAGACUUUAAAGAGGAAGAUUUUGGCCUGUUUCAGUUAGCAGGCCAAAGAUGCAUAGAUGAAGGGCACAUAGAUCAGCUAUUAGAAAUUAUUCAAAAUGAAAAGAAUAAGGUCAUCAUUAAGAAUAUGGGCUGGAAUCUUGUUGGUCCUGUUGUUCGAUGCCUUUUAUGGAAUGAUAAGGAACAUGAUAAAAGAAAGUAUUAUUUUCUGAUGCUUGAUUUAUUGGUAAAGUUAUGUAAUCCAAAGGAAUUAUUGUUGGGUUUGCUUGAGCUGAUUGAAGAGCCCUCUGGAAAACAGAUAUCCCAAAUUAUUCUUCUUUUACUUCGGCCAUUACAAACAGUGAUUCAGAAACUUCGUAACAACAAGGCAUAUUCAGUUGGAUUAGCAUUGUCUACGCUUUGGAGUCAGCUGUCUCUCCUUCCUGUUCCAUACUCAAAAGAACAAAUACAAGCAGAUGACUGUGGCCUUUGUCAGUGCUGCAAGGCCUUAAUAGAGUUCACUAAGCCUUUUGUGGAAGAGGUCAUUGAUAACAAGGAAAACUCAAUGGAGAAUGAAAAAUUAAAGGAUGAAAUACUGAAAUUUUGUUUCAGAAGCUUGAAAUGCCCUUUGCUGACAGCACAAUUCCUUGAGCAGUCUGAUGACACUGGAGAUGAUCCUUUAAGGUGUUUUGCAUCUGAAAUAAUAGGAUUUUUAUCAGCAAUUGGACACCCUUUCCUCAAAAUGAUUUUUAAUCAUGGAAGGAAAAAGAAGACUUGGGAUUAUCUUGAAUUUGAGGAAGAAGAAGACAAACAGUUAUCAGACUCUAUGGCUUCUCUGGCAUAUCUAGUAUUUGUACAGGGCAUCAGUAUUGAUCAGCUUCCAAUGGUCUUAAGCCCAUCAUACCUUUUGCAGUUUAAUAUGGGGCAUAUUGAAGUCCUUUUACAAAGAACAGAGGAGUCUGUUUUCUCCAAAGGAUUGGAUCUAUUGGAGAAUGGUUUAUUGAGAAUAGAGGACAACAGUCUACUUCACCAGUACUUAGAAAUCAAGAGUUUUCUUACUGUACCUCAGGGCUUAGUCAAAGUAAUGACACUGUGCCCCACUGAGACAUUGAGGAAAAAGGGUUUAGCUAUGCUUCAGCUGUAUAUUAACAAGUUGGAUCCACAAGGCAAAUAUACUUUAUUUAGGUGCUUAUUGAAUACAAGUAAUCACUCAGGUGUGGAGGCUUUUAUUAUUCAAAAUAUCAAAAAUCAAAUUGACAUGUCAUUAAAGAGAACAUAUAACAAAUGGUUUACAGGACCGCAGCUGAUUUCCCUUCUAGAUUUGGUACUUUUUCUCCCAGAGGGUGCUGAAACAGAUCUACUGCAAAACUCAGAUAGGAUAAUGGCUUCAUUAAACUUACUGAGGUAUUUGGUUAUCAAAGAUAAUGAAAAUGACAAUCAAACUGGAUUAUGGACAGAACUCGAAAAGAUUGAGAAUAAUUUCUUAAAGCCACUCCAUACAGGUCUUAAUAUGUCAAAAGCACAUUAUGAAGCAGAAAUUAAAAAUAGCCAAGAAGUCCAGAAGUCUAAAGAUCUUUGUUCUAUAACUGUAGGUAGAGAAGAGAUCCCAAAUAUGCCUCCUGAAAUGCAGCUUAAGGUCCUACAUUCAGCUCUUUUCACAUUUGAUUUGAUUGAAAGUGUUCUGGCUCGAGUAGAAGAACUCAUUGAAAUAAAAACAAAGUCUACCUCUGAGGAAAAUAUGGGAUAAAGUGAAAGCUCCAUCCCCUAAAUAAAAUCUAGUAAUAUACUAUAUUUUCCAUUAUGUUUAUUUAAUAUCUUUAUAAAAGCUUUUCUGUAAAACACACUGAUAGAA
This is a messenger RNA of Physeter macrocephalus (sperm whale), 2148 nucleotides long. It is a transcript of the gene GLMN, whose product is annotated as glomulin, FKBP associated protein. Gene Ontology annotation, cellular component: cytoplasm. Gene Ontology annotation, molecular function: ubiquitin-protein transferase inhibitor activity. The transcript has 19 exons. Lineage: Eukaryota; Metazoa; Chordata; Mammalia; Artiodactyla; Physeteridae. The coding region runs from base 265 to 2043 and encodes 592 amino acids. The record is from RefSeq and is a predicted model, not a curated record.